Molecule: messenger RNA, 2659 nt
Organism: Mytilus trossulus (common blue mussel)
Lineage: Eukaryota; Metazoa; Mollusca; Bivalvia; Mytilida; Mytilidae
Product: transcription intermediary factor 1-alpha-like
Exons: 1
Coding region: 175-2199 (674 amino acids)
Molecular function (GO): zinc ion binding
Source: RefSeq, a predicted model, not a curated record
GGUAUUAUAAGUGAUACAAAACAUUAGAAAGGACAUAUUGGUAACAUUUAAUUAUUGUUUUCUAAUUGAAAAUCAAACUUUCGGAUAUUUUAGCAAUGUAGAAAGGACGUACAUAUUCUAAAAAGUAAGGUUGCAAUAAUAAUGAAAACAAGAUAUUUUGACUGAAGAAUAACAAUGAGUAAAUCAGAAAAAGGACGACCAAAUGGAAAAUCCAACUUGGAUGAUGCCGUCGUGAAGUGUCCGAUUUGUUCUGACAGGUUUACAGAUCCGAAGAGUCUACCAUGUCUUCAUUCAUUUUGUCAGAAAUGUCUUGGAACAUACAUUGAUCGUUAUACACAGGACAACGAUAAUCCUAGACCAAAUUCGUUCCCUUGCCCACAAUGUCGAGCAAUCGCAAUUCCGAUCGAUUCAACAGCAGCACCAUCCAUGUGGGCAGAACAACUACCGACAAAUGGAUUUAUAAUGAAUGUCAUGGAGAUUAUGUCUUUCGAAAACAAUGAGAAAACCUGCGAACCCUGCAAAAAGCAGAACAAGGAAAGUGUCCGUGCUGAUGUUUGGUGUAAGCAUUGUCGUAUUUGUUUGUGCAAGACGUGCAUCAAUUACCACAAUGCAUUGUUUCUGGAUCACGAAACUAUGCCUGUAGACCAAGCUCUUCGCCAGCCAGCCAUACUUACCGACGAUGAACUUCGCUGCAGUCGCCAUAAUCAAAAUAUGGAGCUCUUCUGUUUAGAUCAUAACACUCUCGUCUGCUCUGUUUGUGUAGCGCUGGAACAUAGAAGAUGCGUCCAAGUUCUUACAACUGAAUUUUAUGCGAAAGAGUUAAAAAAUACUCGGGAGGUAGAGAAACUAGUAGAACAAUUUAACGAGUGUCUAUCUUCACUCGAAGAAAUUGUAAAUGAAAACAUCAAACAACAUCAAAACCUGAACAACAAAAAAGAUGACAUAAAAAAGAAGAUGAAAACAUUUAGAGGAUCGAUUACUGGACAUCUUGACAAAUUGGAGGAAAACUUUAAUCAACGCCUGACUAAAAUACACAAAGAGGAAAAGGAUAAGAUUCAGUCAAGAAUUCAAGACAGCAAAGUUACACAGUCAGCCAUUGAACAUUCUAGAAAGAUGAUUCAAGCUACAGCGAGUUAUGGAAGUAAUGCUCAGUUCGUUGCAACAGUUGCCAAAGCGCGUGAGAACUAUUUAGAUUUUAAACAAAAGGCGAUGGAAAACUCGGCAAAGUUAGAAAGUAUUGAUAUAAAAUUUAGAUUCAACCCAAAAGCUAGAGACAUACCAGCAACUGUGAUGGAAUUAGGAGAGAUUAAAAUUUCCCAUGGUAGACCAGAUGCUCCGAAGCCUAUCGCCGAAAUGAAACCAAUGUUGGAUAAACGUGCUGUUCUGAUAAGAGAUUUCCACAUUCGUCUGCCUUCAGAUACAAACGACUGCGUUAUUACUGGUGGAAUAUAUCUGCCUGAUGGAAAAGUUAUCUUGUGCGAUUUUCACAACAAAACAAUCAAAAUGUUCAAGGAUACCGGUAUUUUCAUUUCGAAAGUCCUUUUGACAUCUGAACCGUUCGAUAUUUGUCAAGUUGAUAUGAAUACUCUUGCAUGUACACUUCCAAACAAUCGGGAAAUUGCUCUGCUCAACAUGACAGAUGAGAGUCUCCUAUUACAAAACGUGGUUUUUGUUGGAAAAGUAUGCUACGGCGUUGACGAGAUACGUGGCAAUCUGGUUUUGCUGUUUCCUCUUGAUAAACCCGUCCCAUCAAUGAGCGUCAUAGAAGUAGAUGGGCAUGUGUUGGAUACGGUCCACAGGAGAAGUAGUGGUAAAGCAAUGUUUGAAAAUCGACCUUUUCAUCUCGCUAUCAACCAACGCACAGCUGAAAUUGUCGUCACACAGAAAACCGUUGGCAUCGGCGAAAAACGAGCUGUGGUUCUUUAUUCUGAUUUGAACGUCCGGUUGUCCAUUGAGCAUGAUAGUAUACGUUGGGCAAGAGGUGUCAGUAUUGACAGUCAAGACAACAUAUACGUAUGUGGACAAAAUUCCUCGAACGUAAUGAAAAUGUCGUCUGACGGAUCUGAUGCGCGCGUGCUGCUAGAUGCAACCGACGGACUAGAACAUCCGGCUGCUAUUCACAUAUGUGGAGACAGAUUUUUUCUGUCAGAUGUCGGAUACACAAAUAGAAAUGUUGUCAAAAUUUAUGAAAUGGUUUAGAACAGAACUUCAGCAAAUAUUAUAAAAGCUACUUUCAACAUUUUUAACAAUAAACACAAUUUUAUAGAAAUAUUGGUGCACGAAUUUACCACAGGAACUGAUCAUAUUUAAUUCGCAAAGUUUAUCCUAUUUCGUUUAAGACUUCGAAAGUUAUCGUUCAACAAGUUUACAAACAAGAAUUUAGUCAUGGAAUAUCAGUCAAGUACAUUUUCAUCAAUUUAGUACGUGAUCUCAAUUUGUUUGUGUCAAUAUAUUCCUCAUAAUAGAUUUUAUAUAUACAGAAACGCUAUAUAUUUAUAGGUGUUAAAAUGCCAAAAUACCAAUUUAACUUAGUUGUAGUAGAAAAGUUUUGCCAUUUAUUUAUGUAGACAUUAGAAAUAUAUAAUCAACUUUAUAGCGUGGUUUACAUUUCAUGUUGUUAUGUUUGUUGUUUGCUACAUGUUUAUGUUAUUAAAUUACU